This is a messenger RNA of Staurois parvus, 252 nucleotides long. Lineage: Eukaryota; Metazoa; Chordata; Amphibia; Anura; Ranidae. The record is from the annotation of a GenBank genome assembly.
UCACUGCCAAUACUAGUUUAAAAUAAAAAUAAAUAAAAAUUCCAGUAUUUAUACCAUAGUUUGUAGACGCCAGGGGCGGACUGACAACUCAUGGGGCCCCCGGGCAAUAGGGGAUCAUGGGGCCCCUGUGUCCUUGCCCAAACUCAAAAAGCCUAUGAAAAAGGUACCAGGGGCAUCUCAUGGGGCCCCCUACUGACCCCAGGCCCACGGGCAGUGCCCAAGUGCCUGAAUGGUCAGUCCGCCCCUGCGUGG